This is a messenger RNA of Mycosarcoma maydis (corn smut), 900 nucleotides long. RefSeq lists its product as uncharacterized. NCBI's taxonomy places the organism in Eukaryota, Fungi, Basidiomycota, Ustilaginomycetes, Ustilaginales. Gene Ontology annotation, molecular function: 8-oxo-7,8-dihydroguanosine triphosphate pyrophosphatase activity. The transcript has a single exon. Bases 1 to 900 code for a protein of 299 amino acids. Gene Ontology annotation, biological process: DNA protection. The record is from RefSeq and is a predicted model, not a curated record.
AUGUAUGAUUUGCUCACAUUCGAGGCACGAGUAGCUGGCACACGGGCAGCUGGGACGUGGUACGUUUUGGACGGUGUCACAAUGGCGACGGGUAGUCACGAGUUGGCAAUGGAGACUCGUGAACUCGAGCACGAUGAGGUAUGGACGGGUAGGACAGGAAGGAGGAUGUGGUAUCGGGUAGAGUCGUAUAGUGGUAUGGGUGGGAUGGAGAGGUACGACUGGUACUUGGAUGGUGACUUACGCAGAACGAUGAGAUGCGCUUCAAAAGCUCAAGUACCUCCGGCUGAAACCGAUGCGGACUACACACACACGCUACUGUUCCUGCACACGCCGGAGCGUCUACUGCUAGCGAAGAAAUUGCGAGGUUUCGCAACAGACACAUACAACGGUAUUGGCGGCAAGGUCAACACUGGCGAAUCAGCCGUCGAAUGCAUCCUGAGGGAGACGCACGAGGAAGUCCACUUGACAUUGGUACCAGAUAAGCUAAGCUUUGCCGGAAGCAUAUCGAUCCACGUCGAUCAUGGCGAAAGUGUCAAGAUUGCCGUCUUCACUCAGCGGUUGCAAGAGGACGACGUACCAAGAGCUGUGAUCAAGUCCUCAGACGAGGUACAUCCAACGUGGAUUCCUAAACACCAUCUUGUACCGAAUACCGAUCACCAGCCAUUCACCGGAAAGAUGCGUCCCGAACACAACAUCUACCUAGCUUGCCUGCUCAACGACCACAUCCAACCGCACGCAGACAACCCUGCCGACAAGGGCGUACUGAUCAAUGUCAAGAUAGCCUUCCAUGCUGAACCAUCCAAACUCGAAUUUGCACAAGCAGAGCGCCCCGAAAACCACCGCACGAUCCGCCAAUGGUCGCUCGACGUCUUCUACAACUCCGAAACUACAUUCACGUGA